UUUGCUUCGUAAUUUUAUGUAUUUUUUAGAAUAUAGCUGUUCUAAUGUAAUUAUAAUAAUCACUCGUGAAAUUAGAAUCAGUGUUUGUUCGCCGAUUAUAAUUUAAAUGAUCUCGACAAUAUUUUUUUAAUUUUUUUUUUUCUUAAUUUAAAUAUUCGUUUUGUAUAUAUAUUAAAGUUAGUGUUUCAAGAGGAUAAAACAAUCAUCCAUCACGCGAAGAGUCUUUUUUUAUUUGAUGACGACUUUGAUGAGUUUACAUGGGAUAAUAUCUACGACAAUAUCAUCACAUCUAAUGGUGAGUCGCAUGCAUUUUGAUUCCUCCGGUUACUCAAUUAUGUCGUAGAAUGAAAAGUUCAAAUCGACACGAGUGACUGGUUGUAUACGUAGAAUUUUGUACGAGCACAGUGAUCGUGGGUAUUUAUCAUACUCAUGAAUAGUAACAUUUUUUUUGUAUGAUUUAUUUUUUUAGUUCAGGCUAGGUCUUCUUGUACAUCGUGUUUUUAAAUAUUAGUAAUUUUCAAAAUUAAUUAUAUAAAUUUAAAUUAUUGUAAUAUUCUAUUCAAUAUAAAUAUGUACAAAUGUACAAUAUCUAAAUAUAUGAAUAUGUACAAAUUAGAUAGGAAUUCGAAUAAAUAAUAAAUAACAUUAUAAUAAAUUAUUCUUAAUGUUAUUUUUUCUUUUACAGUAAUAUUUUAGACUACUUAUUUGAUUUUCGAGAUAAUAAAAAUUAAUAAUUUUCCUCUCAUUCGAAACUACAUUAAAUUUCAUAUACAAGAAGACACUUCGCGACAGGUAGAUUUUGAAAUCAAAGCUACAAGUUUUGAAUACUUCCUUCAUAUUUUGGAAAAUAUGCUUUGAUGAAAGAAUCACCUGAGGGUAUUUUCAUUCAUAUUAAAAUUUCAAUUUGAGUCAAUUAUUUUAUUACAUUUUAAUUUUAAUUUUUUUGAUAGAUAUGUUCCAUUUAAUUGUUUUUAUAAAAGUUUAAAAUUUAAAUAAUUCAUUGCAUUAAUAAAGUAUAAAGUACAAAGAGUUUCAGAUAAGAUGAGAAUAUAGAAUAUUCAUUAGCUCGUUAGACACAAAAUAUUUAUAUUAAUUUAUCUUUUUAGCCCAGGAUUUUCAGGUUUAAUCCUUUCCGUGUUCAUUGUCAGGAUCUCACUCACGUGCCCAGGUGUUACUUGAGUGAGAGAAAGGCGAUGGGCACGAUGACCUUAGUUAAUAAGUUUAUAACAAUUUCUUAGCGACUGACGAUGCGUUAGUGUAUCGUGCACGACGUAUUUUCCACAUUGUGUGCGUAUGGUUAGGCUGUGGAUUUGCGUCGUUUCCUUCCAUGUCAUUCCAUAAUACGAUUUAUAUUCAGUAUCACAAUUCUUAUUUUCAAAUUAUCAAAAAUAUCGUCCUAAAAUUAUUUUAUUCUUUCGUUAACAAAUAAGUUUUUUUCUUAAAAUUAAAGAUAUAUAACGCUCGUCUAUCGCAUAUCACGCAAAGGUCGCUAGCCACUCGUCAGUCGAUUUCAGGAAAAUGGUACGUAAAGUUAGAGUGUGCGAGUUGUGUGCCAAGCUCGGGUGUCGGAGGCGUCCCGGGACGUUUUCCCUAGUGUAGGCUUUUUCGCGCCCGAGCGUUAUGCGUGAGAAUCGUAGAAUGAAUGUGUUGGUGUGCCUGUUUUGCCAUUUUUUAAAUAUAGGGUUAGGUAGGCUAGGUAGUAUACUUCUGGUGCGUCUGUUUAAUUAUAAGUAGGUAGGGCCGGGCAGGUUGUCACAGUCUCUCAAGUCGGGUAGGCGCGUUCUCGCGUGGCAACCUGUUUCAGGAAAUCAAAUUUGAAAAAUCGAGGGUAAAGCCGAGAGGAAUGAACAACGAUGCCUCACGUCGGCUUUCCUCGGCUUCGCUGAUCGAUUUUUCGAGUUUCGUAGUCGCGCUCGCGAAGUGAAGUUCGAAACGAACGUUGCGCUUAGCUUUCGAGAUAAUUUUUUAUUUUUAUUUUUUUUUCGUGAUUAGUGAAUCUCGAGCCUAGAUUUAAGUUUCAGCGGGCAUCGCGCCCGAAGGAGGAAGACCGAAGAGGCCCGACAAACUGUCGCGAAGAGGGCUGCAACGAAUGGCUUCUCAUUUUUUGGGUCUUUUUUGGCUCCAAAGAACGGGAAGUCAUUGUUACUAUUUUAUCACUGUGCUCGUUUUAGUAAUAAACGUAGUAAAUAUUAUAUCUAUGUUUGGCCGAUUUGCAUGCCGGCCCACCACGGAUCAAAUUGUCAUGGGCAUCGCGAUUUUGAAUUAGUGUUGCGUUAUAAGAAAUAUCGCGAUUCUUUUGAUUACUUUGAUCAAAAGAAUUAGUCUUUUAUUUAUUUAUUUUUUUAUUUUAACUUGAAUUUAUUUUGUAGUGUUGCGAUUGACGGUAUCUUUUCAUUUAUAAUAUAUAAUAGUAAAUUUUGCAUUAAAUCCACUUUAAAAUCACUUAUAAAUUGUUUUUUAAAGGAACGUUUACAAAUUGCCCAUAUUUCUUCCACUUGGACAGUGGAAAUAUGUUUCUGUUCCUAAUCACCUAUUGCAAUUAAAAGAGUUGCACAAGGGUGAUUGUACGACGGCAGUUUUCGAUAUGGCUGCAAUCUUUCGUUAUUAGUGUUGCGUAUAAUAAAAUGUGAGUGCAUAAAAUAGCUUAAUUAGAGUUUCGUAAAUAGUUAAAACUUAUUGCAGGUGUAUGCUUCCGAAUUGCAUAUUGCAUAACAAAGCACUCCUCGUGUUUUCGUUUGUGAAUUUAGUUAGUAUAUUGUACAGUAUAUUGUUAGUAUAUUGUUGCGAAACGGAAAAAAAUAUUCCACUCACGGUUUGUUCGGGUUUACAUUGAGUGGAUAAUUAUUUCGGUAGCCCUUCUGGCUAUCUUUCUUUUUUUUUUUUUUUCAGCAUCCCCUUAUGUGAGAGUGUUUGAAUACUGUCAAAAAAAUAAAUUUUUUCCUUGUUGAUCAAUUGUCUUUCAAAUUAUGAUGAUUUUAUGAAAAUUAUGAAUUAACAAAUUAACAAAUUAUAUUUUGUUAAUUUCUUUUUUUUAAAAUAUAAAUUAUUUUUUUUUAUUACUAAUUCAGUUAAUAAUUGAGUUUGUUGCAGGUAGGAAUCGAAGAAAAUAAAUAGAAGAAAAGUGAUAGAAGAAAGGAAAAUUAUUUUCUGUUAUUGAGUUUUAGUAAUCGCAUUGUAUAAUCUGUUUCAGGAAUUCUUCGACAAAAUGGAAGAGAAACAACAUUUUAUUCUUUUUUCCUCAUUAGAUAUAUUUUUCAGUUUUCAUACAAAAAUCAUUUAGCUUUCUGAUAGGUAGGAUUUAUAAAUGCGUUUAAUGUUUUGUUACUCUUCUUAUUGAAAGGCUUAUCCUCACUAAACUUUCUAGCAUUUUGUUUUAAAUAACCAAAUUCUUGAUUUUAGCUUUUAUUUUAUUAGCUAUCUAGUACAUUCUAGUACUAGAUACAUUCUUUAGAUUUUUUUACUAUAAUGAUUUAUGUCGUAUCAAAAAUUAUCAAUGUCAUUAGUAUAUAGGAUUGUGAAAAGAAUGUUUUAGAUUUUCGAUAAGCAGGUUUAUAAACGAUAUUUAAUUUUUCUUUAUAGUGCAUGUGUAGAGAUAUGAAAUUAGCUUUUUAAAUAGGUAGGUUGUUUUAACGUUGUUUAAGUUUGUUUCAGGAUUCUUCAUAGGAGCAAAAGAUUAUAUCGUUAAAUUAUAUUAUAAAAAAAAAAAAAAGGAAAACUCUUAUUUCUUUUUAGGAAUUAGGAAUAUAAUACGCGAUGCGAACCAUUACAACUUGAAAUUUUCAUAUCCUGCUCCUAUGUUGUCCUAUUACUUCUUCGUUAUAUAAUUUUCAAAUAAAUGGGAUUUAUAGACAAUUCUUUUUAUGUUUAGAUAUCGUAGAAUUGAGUUGUUUGAUAUUGAUUUAUUUGUAAAUCGUGUAUUUAAUUUUUAUCAAUUUUCGAGACGAAAACUCUUCAGAUUUUUAAUAGAUUGGAUUUAUACGAAAAAUUGUUUAAAUUUUAUUAUUUAAAAUUAUUUAAUAUUUAAUAAAACGAUAUAAUUUUGUAUUCAUUUUCUAUUAUCAAUAAUCGAUAUUGAGAAACGUAGACUGCAAUAUCAUAGCUUGGCAAUAUAGAUUGUACAAAAGUUUGACUCUACACCGAGAGGUGGCAGUGGCUACGAAUUCCCAGCAUUCCACGGGUCGUUCGAAACGGGAGAUGCGCGCGCGUUCGAUGAAGACAUGCGCGAGACAAGCGGCCGCAGUCUCGACAGUCGGUGCAUGGCGGCCCGAGGCCCAUCGUAUCGCGCAGCCCUCGAGAUACGUGUUCGAAUAUACGAGUGCAUUCGUAGUGAACCGGGAAAACUUGUCUCUUUUCCUUCGACCGUUCGGUCGUAAGAAAAUUAGCGGCGUGAUUGACAGAGUGGGUGACGCUUGUGUGACAGAAUUCUUCGUCCUCGCGAAAUCUCGUGGAUUCGCCGGAAUCGUCAGACAACAGAGAGAGAACACGAAAUAUCGUUUCGAGGAUAAGGAGAGUCGCGUAGAUUACGGUCGUAAGCUGGAUUAAGGACACGGACAUCAUGGAGCGGUACGAGGAGGAAGGCGAGGACAGCGACAACGAGACAGACCCGGAACAACUUUUGAACGAAUGGCUCGGCGAGUUGGACAGCCUGACCGUGGUGAGUUUUUGUCUUGCUAAUUGCGCGAUGAUCGCUACUCAAUCGUGGAAAAGAUUAAGAUUUGACGAAAUGUCGAUGGUCACGAAGAUCGAUGUGGGGAAUAGUUUGCCUUCGCCUCGGCUGGUUCACAUUGUGGUCGAAGCACGCCGGUCAAUUGGUGUCAAUUGACGUGUAAUCUAAAUAAUUCGUCGGUAGGGCCGGUCGUGACGAAGGGAAAAGAAAACGAGUGGUCGUUUCUACUUCUACGAAAGGCCAAGUUUCUAACUUUUCCAUUUUCUAGUUUCUACUUGGAGAAGCUCGUUCCCUUGAAUUCGAAGCGAAGCUUACACGGGCCUCUCGACUACGUAUCCACACGGGCGUGGAUACAAGUCUCAUAGGCGCAAUGAAAACGAGAUUUCAAUCUCGUUCUUUGAGCGCGACGAAUCGAUCUUCACCGCGUGGUCGAUAACCGACCGAGCGGCUCCAAGUUCUCGAGAGUACAACGAAGGCCGCAGAGCGACAAAUUGUCGACAAUUGACGCGAUCGCGACUCGAACUUUGCCCGACCAACUUCGUUCCCCGACUUUCCAACCAUUUCCAUCUCCGCCCCGCUCUUUGCAUCGUUCUUUCCUUCUUAUUUUCUUCGAAUUAUUCGUUUAAUCCGUAAAAAAGUGGAGGAAACUCCGAUCGGAACCCCUUUUUCCAAGUAAUUCAUCGUGCUCGAAAAAAAUUCGCAGCUCGAAGAUCAUCGCGCGUGAUUAAAAUAAUUUAACGUGGAAAUUAGGGGGAAUUUGGUCGGAGUAAACGACGCGUGAGAAUCAGCAGUAGGAAAGAGAGAGAACCGCUCGACCGUGUCUCGAAGGCGAUGACGCGCGGUGGAAGAGUUCGCUACACAGAGGAUGGAUUAAACGUUUUCAAGUAGCGGCCAAUGACCGAAACAAUUUCCGUGCUUGUACUUGGACUUGGAACCGCCGCCGGAGGGAAAUCGAUAUCGAUGAUGCUUUUACUCUCGGUCAUUCUUCGAAUUUACCGAAUUUACCCUCUUAUCGGAAGGUUAAAUAACGUGGCGGGAUUUUGCGCGUAAGGGUAAACGAGCAUAUAAGUUGUACCAGGGACUAGGGGAUUAGGGGGGGCGGAUAAAAUGAUAAUGAAACGUAAUGGAGCAGCGUAAAGUGCGUCUAGCGUGACAUGUGCAUUAACCGUUCGGGUUUCGAUGUUACAAGAUUAAUUAAUUAUAACCCUGCGUCAACUGUUCGGAAUAUGAUUAAGGCAUUAGCAGAAUUGGGAUUGUAUUCGUUAACUUUUUUGAACGGCCGAUUAUAAAAUACAAUUAAAAUUACAUACAAAAAAAUUUCCACAAUUGUUAUGUAUAAACAAGGAGUAACAAUUUCGUCGAAAAUCAACGACCUAAUAUCGGUGAAAGUUUAGACAAUGAAAGCAACGUUAUCGAACGAAACAAAUAGUCCGAUCGAAAGUGCAGGAAAGUAUGUCGAGGCGUCAAUUUAAUCAAGUCCGUUCGUGUUUCGUGCGCAUAUCCGCAAUAAUGACGGUUCGACUUUCUUACGUGCUGCUCUACGUAGAUAACGUGGAAAAAAAAAAAAAUAUCGAAAGCUUGUAAAAAAAAAAAAGAAGAGAUAUCAACGAACGUGUAUCAAUCGCGUAAAGUUAAGGAAAGAUAGCGUUGCGCGUGCAGCAAACGCUCGACGAGAAUUCGUGCGUACGUACGGGAAGGUGUUCGAUUAUCUGUCUAGCGCGAUGCGCGCGCCGGAUCCUUCCUGUCCGAGAGCGGAAAGGUGAGAGAGCUUUUGCACUUGCACUUGGCGAUGCAUCGGAGGUCGGUCAAGGCGCCUGUGCACGGAUCGAUAACCUGCCAACGCGGAAUGGAUACGUUGCAGCGUGGUGGUCGGUGACCUCGACGGGGCCUAUUCGCAAAUAUUGGAGUACACGCGAUUCUAUCGUUAGAAAUCUCGGCGAGGCAAAGAUUUUUUCCUUAUUUUUUUUUCAACAUACUUUUCUCCUCGGAUAUCAGCUCGAUCGAUCAACGGAGUCGGUCAACGGCUCGAUAUUGUCGCUUGCUCUCUUCGUUUCUUUGAUUAAUAGUCGAAUCGUUGAAACCGUUUUGCUUUUCUGUAUACUAAAAUUGUAUUCUAAAAUUUGCGAGAACGAUUAUUAUUUGGAAAAUAUCGUGUCUUUUUUUUUUUUUUCAUUCGCGUUUCUUCUCGGUAAAUCGAAAUUGUAGAGACGGUUAAACCGAAUUAUAUACGGUGGACAAUGGUUCUAUCUCUCGCUCCGUGGUUUUGUUACACGUCACGUAUAAGAUUUCUCUCUAGAGCGGCGAAUUGCACAAUUGAAUUCCGAGAAUGCAGAUGAAACUGCAACGAUGUUAAUUUGUCCUCUUGAUGAUGAAUACAAUUCUUAAUUGGCAUACACCAGAUAACAUUGUUGUUACAUUUAUCGUUGAGAAAAAGAUUAGACUUUUCUCUCUCAUUAUUAUUCACUUUUAUCGUGUCGUUACGUUGAAUAAACAUUUUCAAUGAAAAUAUUAAUAUCUGCAUCGUGGCGAGAUAUAUCGGGACGUAUCUCCUCGCAUGUUUGCUUCUAAUUAAUUUAAUUUUUUAAACGUAACAAAGAUAGAGAAAGAUUAUUUAACGAAACAUUUCCUUUUUUGAAGGAAAUUUAUCUUACGAUUUACAAUUUUCCUUUCCUUUCAGCGCGAUCUAAUAUUUUAAGCUCGAAUUUGAUUCGCGUGUAUCGAAUUAUCUUCGUCGAGUAUAUUACCGACUUGAUGCAGUUCCCUGUUUUAUCCAUCACCAGUAAAGUUUCAAAGUUACGUUCACAACCUUCGGAAUUCAAAUACGCGUGGCGCGAAUGCAGCGAGUUGAGCGAGAGACGUCACUAAAAAAAUACUAAAGAUAUUUAAAUUAAUUUUAAAACGAUAGUAAUAUCUUUUUUUUACAAUAUCCUAAAUUUUGAACGGAUCUAUUUAAAAAAUUUUAAAUUUGUUUAAUAUCAUCCCUUCGACGUAGUAAAAUUUAUUCGAUUGAUUUUCGAGAAAUCAAUUAUCAUAUUUCUCAGAUCUCGGAUUAUUCCUAUUAACGUACACGAUUGUUGUUCCUCGUCGUAUGCAUUCUUAUGCGCUCGUAAUGGAUCAUUAAUUAGAAAUAAUUACAUUCGCAAUUGUCCUUCGACGUUGGUUCAGUCCUUGACAUAAUAAAGGCAAGAAUCGCGUUAUACGAAACGACGAGGUAUUAUAUACGUGCAGCGUAAAAUAGACAAAUGUCGGAGGACUUCCGGCGGCUAUUAGUAUGCGGGCUUCGUUGUAUCCGCAUCCGUGCGGCUCUUCUUAGCAUUGUUAAUCGACGAGAACCUUUGUCCGUCGAUAUUACUAUAUCCGGUUGUAAUUCCCUAUGAUUUCAUUGAUGAACGAAAAAUUUCUUAGAACCGCUCUCUCUCUCGGGGAAGGGAUAUUUCUCAGUAGGAAAUUAAUCGAAUUGAUUUAAUUUAUAUCGAACAUGAAACGAGAAACCGGAUAAAUUUCGAAGCCCGCGCUAAAAAAAUGUUUGAUGGAAAAAGGAACUACAAUUUUUCAAUAUCGGUUGGUGAGAAUAAAAACGAUUCUUCUCAACUCGAAAAGCUCGUUAACGAAAUAUAAAUGGUGCACGAUUGUCCAUUAUCGAAAAUUGAAAAGAACAAGUUGGAGCAUCGCCGGUGGUGUACACCUGGUUUUCGAAACGAUAGAUUCUCUUUGUUAAUUUUCGUCCCGUGUCGUGCGUGAAAGGAACAGGAAGAAAAAUCGUGGAAAAAGAAGACGAAAUAGCGAACGGAAUAGGUCAGGUAGCUGUUCGAUCCACGUGCCCAGAGGCAGCUGCUUCUUCCUCUGCUUCCCUCGUACCCUCUCGUAAACCGAUCCUCUCGAACAAGCUUCUGUUUUCCUCGACCGAAUCGUUAUCACUUCGCCUCGAUCACGCGAAAUCAAUGCCACUUGGAAUAUUUUUCUUCAACUUGGGAUAAGAGGCGAUGAAUGAACUUAUUCUUUGUCUACGGCACAGUGGCCUCGUGCAAGACAAAGUCGAAAAUAGACUAGUGAUAAUUUACUAAUCGCGGAUAAAGUAACUGAACCAAUUUCCCUGAUACGAAAAUUUUCAAAUGGAAGAAGAAUACGAAUCGACAGGAAAGGAAAACGAAAGGAAAACUCGUAUCUAGCAUCAUCAGUCACGCGUCCACCAUCUGUUGCGCUCCUCUCCUAAUCUUUUUCCAGAUCUGUUCCGAAGCAAACUGGAAUUACUACCGUCGAAAUUCUCUAUCUCCCUACCUUAUUAAAAAUCCCAAGAACUACGUUAAAUUAUCCGUUAAAUUAGGAUGCAACAUUUUGAAUUCGAAGCUUGUUGUCGAUAUUUUUGUCGAGUCAAACCAAUUGUCUACCAAUCCUCCUCUAACGUAGAAACGAGCAAUCGAGGAGGAAGGUUCGAGAAGCGAGGCGCGCGCUCAUCCUCGGAUAUCUGUAUCCCCGAGGCCCAAACACUCUCAACACCUCGGGAAUAGGGGAAGCCUGUCCCGUCUCCUGCGCGUAUACGUCGUCGUUUGGGUUGCAGCUGCCUCGUAGCUGCAGCACGUGUUCCUCUUCACCGGGGCAGGUGGUUGGCGUCGUUAAGCAAUCGCCUCCCCCUCGACGAAGGCCGAGAUUCGGACGUGGCACACGGUCGACCAACAGGAACAGGAUCUUUUACGAGCGAGAAGAAUACGGCCGAGGGGGAUGGAAGGUCCAGCACGAGGCAAGGAGGAAGGGAAAAGGUGUCCGGGAUGAAAAGGUGGGAGUUGAACAUCGUCGAUGAUCUAUAUAUAUAUAUAUAUAUAUGCACGUAUCGAACGGGAUUACACGCCAGAAUUAGCAAAAUCUUGGCGAAAAUCCGAUCAUCGAUAAGACGCGUGUGCAUGCUUUGGCAGGUAUUGGAUCGAGUUAUGACGAGGAGGUUCUUUUUUUUUUUUCGUGAGAUCCGAGGAGGUGAUACGACGAGUUUGCGCUUACGUUUGUCACUAUCGGUUUCAUGGAUCUGCUCGUGAGAUUACGUAUACGUGUAUGCGCUAUAAAUGGAAGUAGGUUGUAUCGUGUAACGUAAUUGGUAAUGCAAGUGAGAGGCAAUGCGCGAGAAGAGGAUGCGUUUUAAAUCCGGUUCUUAUUGUCGCUCGUUUUCGUUUAAAUCGAAAAAAAAUUCCUUCUAAUAUACAAUACAUAUUUUCAUUCAAUUCUCGAUUUCUUCAAAAAUGUCUUCUACUUUCGCCGCGUUCUAGAAAAAAAAUAAAAAAAUAAAAAUAAAAAUCUAGAGGAGAAACUUUUACGAUACCGAUGUACACGUUGCUACUACGUGUUUCUCAUACAUAACGGGUCAUCGAGCAGCUCUGUUACCUUAUGAUAACGGGCCCGGCAAUAAACUCGUCGACAACCUGAAUAUUUUGUUUCUCGUGAAAGCGAUCAAUCCAUCUCUCCAUCCGCUCGGAAGAAAAUCUAUAUGAAGGGGGACGAAUAGUCUUUUUCCUUUUCCUUCUUUCUUGAAAUAGCUAGUAGCCAACUCGCGACGGAGAAAAGGGGAGGGGGGAAAAGGAGGAAAGGAGAGAGGGAGAGGAAGGCAGGUGAUACCGGAGAUUUGCUUCUCGCUCGUGACCGGUUCCUGGAUCAUGGAUAUGCGGUUUACUGCCGCUUAAUAAGCCGUAAUAAGGACCGCCGGAUACCCUCGCCACUCGAUAUUCCGUGCGCGAUAAAUCUGUACGAGCGGUCGUAACGCGAAUCGCGCAAGGGCGAGAGACGACGGACAGAGGCAGGUGGUUCGUGACUCGUUCCGAUACCGAUGAUGCUGUCUGCCGACGUGGCAACUUCUAACGAGUCCUCCAAACCUGUCCUCCUCUCGUCUCCUCCAUUCCGUUCCUCCUUCGUCCCGAGGGACUUCGAGACGAGUCUCCUCCGAGUGCUCCUCCAAUAUCUCUCGCUUUUGAUCGGUCCAAACUUUCGGCGCGCUGGAUUACGCGUAAUUUUAAUUAAAUCCGUCUAUCGUUUCUAUCGACUUCGAACGAGGUUAACAAGGGGAAAGUAGGAAGUUUUUGAAGAAGGAUGAAGGAUGGAGAAGGAAGUUUCUCACCUUUUUUUUUUUCUUUUGUUUUUCACUUGAUCGAGGAGAUCGACUUACGUUGUAUAAUCUCGACGUACGCUCAACCGUCUCGUAAAGGGGUCUGGGAGAAAUUAUGGACGAUGGACGGACGGUAAAAGCAUCGAAGGAUCGAAAGUAGGGGGAUAAAUUGGACGCGUGAUAAAUCUUGAAAGUUUUUGGCCGGCAGUGUUGGGUUAGGUCUUGUCUCCGUACCAACUCGUUUAUCGCCAGGGUCGAUCGAGAGGUUUAACGACAUAAGGGUUGCGUUCUUUUAAAUAGGGAUGGUCCACCCUCCUGCGCGGGUGUUGGGAUCCUUUUUUUAUCGAUUCGACGAAGAGAGCCUCGCUCUUUCUUUCUCUCUCUGCUCCCAAGGACUCCAAGGAGUGGAUAAAGCGGAGCAAAGGAGUGACAGAAAGAUGGAUUUUUCCUCCUUUCUUCUCUCGUCUUCUUCUUCUUCUUUCCUUCCUUCCUUUUCUUUCUUUCCUUCUUUCUUUCUUUGGUAAAUCAGAUGCAGCCUCGCCUCUCGUCGCAGCGGUGUGCAACAGUUGGCGAGGAGGAAACAUCUGUCGGUCGCGGCGCAUGCGUAUAUCCCUCAGGUAAAACCUGCACCAACUCAGAGAUUCUCAAAUUUCUCACCUCGAUCCUCGAAAGCGAUGUUUUUAAAGCGAUCGCUUUAAUCACUGGCGAUGACGUAUACAUCGAAAAAGUAUAUACACGUUAUCUCGCUCGAAACUUUAAUUUCAAUACCGUGUUGCACGGAAUCGAGUCGAAUCGAACUUUUUAAAAUUUACGAUGAAUCAUCACUCGGCGCAAUUAGUUCCGCGCACUCGUUCCAAUACUCGUCAUUACGAAUCCUAACAAUCGUUGCCGUAACAAUCGUCACGGUUAAGAAGAGAAGCUGCAAUUACCAAUGACAAUUAAGAACGAACAAUCACGGCCUCGUUUUCUCAUAAUUGCUGCACCUCCUCUCCCCUGUGAUUUUAGAAAAGUGGGUAACCAGCCUCCUUAGAUCAGAUUUUCGAAGCUACCGAUUUUAAUUAUUCUGAGAGAUUAUUCGGAAUGCUCGAUCCUUUCGAAUCCAUCUUUACGAUUCCCUUACGAACGGAGAGCCAACGCUGUCUCUUGCACGAUUGUUCCCCCGAGAAAGUGAAUUGCGAUUCGUCGAAUGAGAAGUAGUAAUAAUUCAUUUCAAACGUUGAAAAAUAUAUAUAUGUGCGCAUAUAAAACAAAAAGGAUACAUAGCAUGGAAAGUAAUGCAGAAGUAUAUUUCAACUUUCAUUCUUCAACAAGCUGGCUGACCUUCUAUUGUUCUCUUUAUCGCGUCUCACCAAUAGCUACCCGAUUUACCUUUUAGCAGAGUCGAAGAAAGUGCAACGACCACCUCCUCGACCCACCUCCCCCCUCCCCGGCUUCGUUACGCUGAAAACUCAAUUUAGAAGUUUCCACCGGUCGCUUCAAGACCGAUUGUUCAAGACCUGGAUUAAUGGAUUAAUUAACACGACGCUCCUCGAAACACAGGAAAGUGGCCAGCUCCGAUCCGAUAAUCCUAUCCGAUAAUUAAAAUUGAACACCUCUUCGGUUUCCAGCGGCUGAAAUUCAAUUAGCCCUAACCGCGCGUUCGAUCAGAUUUACACUGCUGAAUUCAAGAUGGCGGCCACUGCCGUUUCUGUUUCCAAUAGGAGUCGCGAUGACUCACGAUGAAAAUUACGCGGAGGGACGCGAAACACCCUCGUCGCGUGUCCCGCUUCGUUGUUAUUAUUCCGAUUCUGAUGCAAAUUCACUGGACACUGGGUCGUUUUAUUAGCGAUGGUGAGUCGCCAAGGCGCGAUGGUGGUCAACCCUUUACGGUUGAAAAAUUGCAGGAGAAGAAUCGAGGUAAACCGUUCGAACGAUCGACACUCGUUGCCUCGUUAUUUGGCUGGAAGGAACGGUGCUAGUUACCUGGUACGGGGUUACACGACGCGUGCUGGAAGGAUACUUUCCUUAAUUUACGAUAUCAGUCUCGAAUUUCGCUCGAUUCCUUUUGUUUAUUCCGAAAGUUAUUUAUACGACGGUAGAUUUUUUAUUAUCUGCGAGGAGUAGAAGUCUCGUUUAACUAAAUCUAGAGGACUAAUUGGUUCACGUGCAAAAGAAAAACGAGAGCGUGCGAUGGAAUAGAGUCAUGUAUGUAGAAAAUUAAUGCGGAGAUGACGUGUCGAACGAAGCGAUUCGAAGAAUCUUCGAGGAAACGGUCGAUUUCCGGCGAUCUUCGGAGGUAGGAAGUACAAAUACAGAAAUAAUACGCGAGAAACGGCCGUCUCUUCGGUUUCGAAACCACAGAUAUUCAGGAGUGUAAAAAAAAAGCGAACGCUCGAACGCUGAAAUCAAUAACGAUAUUCAACAAGAUUACGCAAGGCUGACAGAUGUACAGUGGUAUCGGUUGUAUCAACGUUAACCUACAUUCGUUCGAGUACGACGUUUGGCAUGAUUAAUUUCGAGGGAAAUAUUUAUUCGCGAUAAAUGUUAUUGGAAAGAAAAAGAAGAAGGGAGGGAGAGGAUUUAAAAGUUUACAAGUUGAAUUUGUGCGUGAUGUUGAAAAUGCAUGAUUGAAAAAUUGAAUCGUGCGCGACGGUCGCCACAAUAGAUCCUUGGAACGACGAUGGAACGACGAUUCUGAAAUUCAAGAGCUCGAACUGGGUCACCCGGAUCGUGAUACUUCCUCGUCUUUUUUAUCUUGUAUCGCAUAGAACGAGUCCUUCAAAGUUAUCUCAUCUAUAGGUGUGCCUCCUACGGACCGUUCUGUUAUGCAACACAUGUUCCCAAAGGAAGUGGAACGAGCCGUGUAUCCUCUACCGAAAGAAGAAGAAAGAACUUUGAACUUGGCUGACAUAACGAAUCAAAAAAAAAAAGAAAUAAAAUCAAUCAUUUCUAAAAUUUUUUUUCCGUAAGAUAAAAUCGAAUAAAGAAUCGUUUAACGUUGCGCGAAAAUGUAUUUCGAAAAUAGGCCGAAGAAGAAGAAGAAGAAGAAGAAAAAAAGUUGGUAGAAGAAGCGACGUUUCUUACGUGUUUACAAAAGUUGAAAAAGAGGCGGUUUCGAAAUACGGUUACAGAUCGGUGUUGGGGGAUCGAGGGUACGGGAGGAACGAAAAGGAGAGGAUUUUGAGAAACACUGCGUAUCUGUGCCGAGCGCCACGCGACCAGGUCGUCCGGUCGGGCUGGGUGCCGGGUGUUGUUGAAAUCAACGUGGUGGGGUUCCUUCGACGACCACAACCGGAGCCUUAUGCCUUCAGUCGACUCUCGGCUCUCACUGCGACUCGAGCUGCCUGAGAUUUCCGUUAAUUAACCAACUACCGAUCCGCGACAGCGGCUGGUGAACCACGUCGCAGCCGCUCUCGAUACGAAUCCUCUCGUUCGCUCGCGGAGGGAAUCGCCGAAUCCGGAGUUGUCGUAAAGGAAAAAAGGAAAGAAGAGAACAUCUCCCGAGCUCGAGAAGCGAAGAAGAGGCGAACGGGGGAAGCCUCGAUCCCGUGGCCAACGUCUUUCCAGAGGAUGAAUCGAUCGAAGUCGGGACGAGCGUCGCGACGAGGCCUACCGUUUUAAAAGCGCGUGCCAGCGAACGAUCGCCACGGCCCGAUCCCGGAGAUCCGAUCCGACCAGUUCCUUUUACCGGUCGAUCACCUCGAUCCCGCGUCACAAUCGCUCGUGGAGCGGGACGUGCACGUCGCGUACGCGUCGUUGGCUGUUAAUUAGUACGUGGGUGCCGUGAUAGAGUGGGAGAGGUUGACGGAGGAGAAGAGAGGAAGGGAGAGAGAGAGAGAGAGUGGGUGCAAAGAGAUGCCGAAAGCGGAGGGAGGACGAUUCAGAGGAGCAGAGGAAGAGAAGUAAAAGAGGCGAGAAGAGGGUUGAGGUUAAGCCGCGGAGCGGAGCCGGAGUUAAAUAGAUGCAGGAAUCCGUGCGCGGCGCCAUGCUGGUGUAGCGAGCGAGAAAAAAUAUUCGGUUUCCCGGUGUGUAUCUCUCCGUGUGAACGUGGCCGUGCGGAUGGAACGUAGGAAUCCCAGGAGCGUAACAGUCAACGCGUUCGCGACCGGUUGAAGGGAGCGUGAAUUCGUUCGAGGACCAGUUCGCUGCGGCACAGGCGUUAAGAACCCGUUGAGACAGUUGCCAGAGGCGGAGGAGGUGAACGGUUCGUGUCCCGGGAGAAUUGUCUCGAAAGGCGAAGGAUUCUUCUCGGUGAAAACGGAUUUUAUUACGAAUUAAAGGAUCGAUGAUAGUCCUCGACCAGUGAUUAUUUUACCUACUUUUUUCUUUUCUUCUCUCUCUCUCUCUCUCUGCAUUUCUUCUCGUGUUGUAUAAACGAAUAUAAAGGAGUACGCGAACGCGUAAGGAACAUGUUGUGCGGCACGUUCAGGAAGAAGAGAAGGCAUCCAGGGGAUGAGUAUCGAUUGGUGAGAUCGAACACGAUGCCUAGAAUCCUGUCGGCGAAGGAAGGUAGCCUGGUCACGGUCCGGAGAACAAAGUCCUCGAGGGUGGCGGCUCGUUCCCCUCAUCUCAGGGAUCUUCUGCACAUGGGUCUGGACAAUGUGAGCUCAGCGACCCUCAGGCCUUUCAACUCGGACAUCAACACGCCGAGGAUCGACAGCUAUAGGUUCUCCAUGGCGAAUCUGGAAGAUUCCCAGGAUGUCGAUCUGGACGCCAUCCUUGGCGAGUUGUGCGCUCUGGAGCGCCGCUGCGAUGGCGACAUCGCUUCCACGCCUGCACCCGACUCGCAGAGACAGGGCCGACCUAACAGCACUAGAAUCACCGCUGGCGACAAUACCGAUAUCGGCAAAAACGAAGGAGCUAUGCGCACCGACAGUCCCGACAAUGACAGCGCGUUCUCGGACACGGUGUCGAUGUUGUCCAGUGAGAGUUCCGCGAGCAGCAGCGGUUCCGGGCACAAACCGCCUCAGACCGCCAUGCACACGGGUCCCCAGCAGCAAUCUCACCAACUCAUGGACGCGGCGAGCCGAGUCAAGGCAGAGAAGAUCCGGUUGGCGUUGGAGAAGAUGCGCGAAGCCAGCGUUCAGAAGCUGUUCAUCAAAGCGUUCACCUUGGACGGGAGUGGGAAAAGCUUGCUCGUGGACGAAGGAAUGAGCGUGGCACACGUGUGCAGGCUUCUGGCCGAUAAGAAUCACGUGCCGAUGGAUCCGAAGUGGACGGUGGUCGAGCAUUUGCCCGACCUUUUCAUGGAAAGGGUAUACGAAGAUCACGAAUUGCUGGUGGAAAAUCUUUUACUGUGGACCAGAGACUCGAAAAAUAAGCUGCUCUUCGUCGAGAGGCCGGAAAAGACCCAACUCUUCCUCACUCCAGAGAGAUUUCUUCUGGGUCUGUCCGACAGAAGUUGCGGCGAAUACGACGAUCACUCGCGCAAUAUUCUCCUCGAGGAAUUCUUUUCAAGCAGUAACGUUGGCGUGCCGGAGGUGGAGGGACCAUUGUAUCUGAAAUCUGAUAGCAAGAAGGGAUGGAAGAGAUAUCAUUUUAUUCUUCGAGCAUCCGGCCUCUACUAUUGGCCGAAGGAAAAGGCUCGUACCGCUCGCGACCUCGUUUGCCUGGCCACGUUCGACGUGAACCAAAUUUACUACGGUAUCGGGUGGAAAAAGAAAUACAAAGCCCCGACAGAUUUUUGUUUCGCUGUGAAACAUCCGAGGCUGCAGCAGCCGAAAUCGACCAAGUACAUCAAAUUCCUUUGCGCGGAGGACAACGCGUCUCUGGAACGGUGGAUGGUUGGAAUCAGAGUGGCCAAGUACGGAAGGCAGUUGAUGGAAAAUUACAGGACACUGGUCGACGAGCUCGCUCAGGAGGAUCUCGAUAUGCUGGCCCACGCGAGGUCGUGUUCGGUUAGCUCGAUCGCCCCCCCGACCCAGAAUCAAACUCAGUACAACACCACCAACGACAACGCUCGCCAAUUCACGGAAAAUUCGAGGCACAACGCGGAAGUGGCUAACGCUAGACAGUACGAGGGCCAGAGGCAAAGUUACAAUUCCGAGCAACGACAGAGUUAUAAUAACGACGGUAGACUGAGCAGAGCGAGUAGCUCGAGUUCCAGCGGAUGCCUGUCGGACGGAGCACCCAGUAGUUGCGAGGUAGCCUUCGAAUGUGGCGAGUUUCCAACGGGCACGAUAAAGAGGAAACCCUCGAUGAAUCCGAAAUUGCCCCUAACGUCGAUCACGAGACAAUUGAAGGAGGUGGGCGAGACGGUUCGCGACGAGCCAGAUUCGUGUCCCAGUCCGACCAGCUCGGGCUCCGGCACGUUGACAAGAAGGCACAGUCGAAGAAGGAGCGGCACCGACUCGGACGGGUCCGGAACAUUGAAGAGACAUCAUAGAUCCGGUAACGCGACCCCCGUCAGCCCUGUACCACCCGGCACACCGGUCAGAGAAAGAGCGAGCCCCAUGGGGUACAACAGAUCGGAUAAUCAGGAAUCGAAAACACCGACCAGUCCUAUACCAUCGUGCAUGAUGGACUCGAUCACCUCGUUACCACCGCCGCCCUCACCGUCCAGAGUCACGGAGGAGGCAGAGUCCGAUAACGAGCCGCUCCCCCCACCUCCGCCAGAGAUGUUCAGAUCGAAUCUCUCGCUGGAUUCUCUGCCACCUCCUCCGGCGCCUGGCGAACUGCCGGUGUGCAACACCCCGGAGCUCACCGGUUCCUCGCUGAGUUUGGCGUCCCUUCCGCCACCCCCGAGCCCUCUGGUCGGCGAGACGGGGACGAUUCGUCGGGCAAGGCCGAAACAGUCCACGUCCUCGAGCUCGUCGUCGAUGACACCGGAAGGUACACCGACCCACGCCUCGUCGUCCAGGCCGUCGUCGAGCAACCAGCAACAGAUGUAUCCGAGUCCGAGCGGCAACUCGACGAUGCAGAACAGCCAGAGCUACGCUUCGCAGAACCUGCAGAACGCCGUGAAUUCGGUGUCGUCGCCGCACAGUUCCUACCCAGGCUCGAGCGCCAGCACACCGACCUACGCCCCAACCUCGCCGAACUUCGCCUCGCCCCCUCCGUUCGUCCCCCCGCCAGCCUACGGCUCCCAACAGCAACAGCACGGGAACGGGUCGAGCCUGAGCAGACAGAACUCGAAGAUAGAGUCGAUGUACGGCGGCCACCAGCAGCACAACACGAUCCAGCCGAUCAGGCCGAAUCCGAACAUGGACACGGUGAGGCGAAGCGCCAUGAAGCAGGGGUCGGCCGGCCAUUACGCGGCCCCCCCUUACCUGGCGGAGUUGAAAGCUGCCUCCAGCCCCCAGCCUCAACGCAGGGUCACCAUUCAAGAGCCGCCCACGUCGCCCAAGUCGAAAACCGGCACCGGCAAGAAGAUCACGUUCAACCUUCCCCCUCAACAGGAGCCGGGGAGCCCCGCUUUGCCGCAGAGGAAACCGAUGCCGCCCAGGAGGUCGGACAGCACGAGGCUCACGUCCCCCAAGAAGCUGGCCGCGUCCGAUCAGGCGCCGCCCGGCGAUUUCCUCAAGGAUCUUCAGAGAGUGAUGAGGAAGAAGUGGCAGGUGGCGCAGAAGUGCAAGCUCGAUUCGACCACGACCCCCCACGAGGUGCUCGGCUUCCGCGACCCGCCGCCCGCCGUCGCCGAUUACAGGGAAACGAACGUGUCGAACUGGGUUCAGGAACACUACGGGGCCGACAAUCUGUACGAGAACGUGUACGCGACGGACCCGCACGCCCCCGUCGAAUAUGCGUCGAGCCCCGCCCGCCAGUCGAGCGUCAGGUUCGCCGACGAGAAUCGCAGCAUCAACAUCGUGAACGCGAUCGCGAGUAAACGAAGGCCGCCACCCCCGCCGCCCAAAAGGGCGGAGACCACCCACUUGACCACCACCAGGGCGAUGCACUGACAAUAGCAGAUACUCCAGCCCCAUCCCGAGAGGCGAUGGUUUUGCUGUUUGUGCAGCUGGUGGAAGGGCUAAGGGUGAGGCGGGAAGGGCGCUUUCUUCUCUCUCUCUCUCUCUGUGAUUUCGGUCACCUGUGCUUUUCGAGGUCCUAAACCGUUCGAGUCUGUGACGCGUCCUCCGAGGGAAACGAGGGCGACGAGGCGAGGCGAAGGGAAAAGCGGAGGAGUUGGGCCACGAUUAUCCUCGUCCUUGAGAGAGGGGAGGUUCGGCUUUUGCGUGUUGUUCGCCGCCACGUUUUUGCAUGGAAAUCGGCUGCUUCUGGAACCGCCUUGAAACGAUCCUUUUCUCGGUGCUCGCUCGGCGAUUAAACGCCCGCAGCCACCCCGUCGUCGUCUCUCUAGGAUUAAAAUACGUUUGUGUACAUUUUAAGAUCUCGCGGCCGAAAGCGUCUCGCGGUCGAUACUGCCAAUCGAAACCGAUGAUCACGAUGAUCACGUGCGUCGAGUCCCGAGGCUCGAACAUAUAGGAGAAUUUUCUUUUUCCUUCUUUUUCUUUUUUUUUUUUUAUAUAUAUAUAUAUAUAUAUAGCGACAAGUUUGAUAUAAUCGGAGCUGCAGGUUAAAAUUAUCAACGAGUUUUCGAUGUGAGACAUCGAUUCUCAGCGCCGAGUUCUUCUUCUCGACGACCGGUCAAAUUUAUUCAGGGCGUUUGAGAAGUAAAUACUGCCGCACAUAUUGACGAUGUGAUAUAAUAAAUCUUAAGCUGCUAAUUUCGUUUUGUCUCCCGUUUUGGAAACGACCGAGACGAUUGAUUCCGACCGAUUUCUUUACCGACCGUCCGGUCGAUCCGGGAUGCGAUCCUCUCGGUUUCGAGGCAAUCGAAUUUAAACGAUUAAACUAAGAAAAGAAAGAAGUAUAAAAAAAAGAAAAAAAAAAUGCACGAGAACCGUGGUCGUAUCUCUGUGUGCAAGUUUAUAAUCCAGAGUUAACUAAGGCUUAGCUAAGUAUCUCUGAUGCUCGCUGACGCAGAUAAAGCAAAUUCGCGUUGACUAAGAUGGAAGGACGAUUUUUUUUCUUUUUCCUCUUUGCGUUGUUCCAAUUACGAACAAUUGUAUCGCGACGCGGCUAAAAAAGGAAUAAUAAAAUCGGGACAAGGAAGAUUUUGUUUAUUCGGGGGAAGAGGAUUGCUUCUCAGACACACGAAGAAAGACACACUCCUCGUUCGUUCGCACGAGAACACACGCAAGAUGACACGUAUUGCGUUUCCUUUUUUUUUUUUUUUUCAAACGUACUCGUACAUAAGUGUGUAUGUAUAUAAGUGGAAACACGUAUGAGCGUUUAUAUCGAUAUAUCGACUUUUUGAUGCUGUAUGUUUAGAUCGAUAUCGUACGAUAUUACGAAAUAAUAUCCUCUGUACGACGUGUAGCACGAUAAAGCAUAAUCCAUUCGACAGUGGGGACGCCACGGACGCGAGUCCUAUUCGCUCUUCGUCGAGGCUCUGCUAUACGAACGCGUACACGCAUACACGAUUACGAAUACGCUAAAUUUUUUCGACGAAACGCGACUUUCUUAUUCUCGACUCUUUACAAACAAAAUUUUCACUCCACGACUCGACAUAUCUCGUUCCUACCGUUUUUCAUUUCUCAUCUUCGUUCCCGUUUCGCUGCUUCCGAAAUCCUAGUAGCUAAAUUAUCGUAGAUCAAAAAAAAAAUCGAAACGUGACUCUCGUUUAACCGGAGUCUCUCCGAAGGCUUUUCGAUAAUUUCGAUCGACGCGUGGAAGGAAGACGCGUGGACUUUGAAAUUGUAUCCGAAUUGUACCACUUGGUUUAACAUUUUCUGUACCGACUGUGCGAGAUCCAUGUGAUCCCAUCUACGAAUAUUGUCAGCGUGAUUUGGUAUGCGAUCGAAUGGUGUUUUUUCCUUUCCCUCUUUUUAUUCGAUACACGUAUCAGAGUGAUCUUUCAUAGAAUUCAUAGAUCGAUUUGUACCGAAUCGGUAAUCAUUUGGGAUUUUAACGUAUAGUAGUUUCGCUCGAAUAUUUUUAACCCAAUUAUUCUCGCGAGUCCACGGUAUAAUAAUCCACGUUCGAUCUCAAACUCGAAUCUUCGAUAUCAGAGAGCGUCUAUCGACUUUUCUACUCAGAGUGCGCACCGUUCUCAUCUACUCCUGAUCGAUGAACCGUGUCAGACAGGCGGACAUUACGUCAUUUUAUAUUCGUAUCGAUUAAGAGCAAUACGAGGAAUUUCGACGAUACAAAGUCUUUCAGCAACGACUGAAGGCCUCUCGUUGACCGUACUUUUUUAUAUCGAACUUAUAUCAAUCGGAGCCAUCUCCAAACGGAAUUUCACAGAGUGCGUUACUCCUUUUUCCAUCUUUUAACUUGGAAAGUUAAGCGUAUUCGAGUAAGAAAAAAAAGAAAAAAAGGAAAAAAAAAAAGAAAAAAAGAAAAAAGGAAAAAAAAGAAGCAAUGGAAUAAAAUUGUAUACAAAGGAUAGAGAGGGAAGGAGUUUCGUCGAGGAGUUUGCAAGCUUUUUACGAGACAUUUAAACGAUAUAUAUCACGGAAAGAAGCGACGAAGAUAUUUUCUACUAAUCAAUUUUGAUACGGGAGCUAGAUGACAAAGGGAGAAUUUUUUACGCGUGUAUCCAGUGCCUCUCCUGGUGAGCUUUUUUUCCUAAUCGUUCCAACACCGACACGCGACAACACAACCAAAUCGUAUUAUUCGAUUUUUCCGCAUAAUUCGUAAGGAAUGAGAGAAUUUAGGAUAUCGAUUCUCGAUUUCGAGAAUCCCGUGAACAAGGUCCAAUUGAACUGAACCAAUAAUAUCGAGUAACGAUAUUCGUCUUCUUUUUGAGACGUAAUUGUAUCGGUAUUAACCGGCGAUAGAUUAUUCACUGUCCGUGUCUUUCUUACGUACGUACGAAAGAUUUCUAUAAGAAUAUAUCUUGGCCGAUUUUUUUCGCGUCCAAGACGAUAUGUUCGAUCACUCGACUAGUGCCACGUGGAAUGAAUUCUUCUUCGACGCGGUUGCUCGAGAUUGAGGAAGAGGGGGAAAAAAAAGAAAAAAAAAUAGUAGAUCAAAAAUAUUUUAUUUCGAUGUUAUUUGUGAUUACGUGAAGGGACGAAGAAUUGAUUUUGAAAUGUGAAUUUUCGCGUUUCGAAUUGGAUGGAUUGGAAUCGAUCGAUUGUUGAAAAUAGAUGAAGAAAAAAGGAAAGAAUAAAUUUUUAGUUUCUUAUAUUUUCCAAGAUAUUUCUUCGAAACCGCUAUAGGAAUAAAUAAGCGAUAUAAUUUUAGUUCGAUAUACCUAUAUGAAAAGGAUUUAUUAUUAUUAUUAUUAUUUUUUAAUUCUUAAGAGGAACUCUACAAACCGCUAUUUUUCUUUUCUCAUUACUUUUUUAAAUAUAUCUAUAAUUUGGAAACUACUUACUUGCACUUUUGGGCAAAUAUCCCAAGACGAGAGAAUUUUUAUCAAUAACGAAUUAUAUUCUGUAACCCAUACGAUUAAAGCGACACGUUUUUUACAUAUUUGUAUUAUUUGUAAGGUUUGAUUUAUUUAUUUUAAUUUUGUACAUAAUUGUGAUUCGAAAGUAGAGUACAAAUAUUUAAUAAAAGUAUGUAGAAAUGAAAACCAUGUUUUUUUAAGUUUAUAUUUUUAGUUUAUCUCUUUUUUCUUUUUUUUUUUUUUUCCUAUAUAUAAAAUCUUAAGACUCUUAAGAUUAGAAUAGAAAAUAAUUGCCAGAUGUUUGGGUUACAGAGUUUAUUUAAUUUUCGCCUCUUCUUUUUAUCGUUUUAGCGUUACGAAAAUUUCUUGGAACAAUUCCCGCGAAGAAGGAACGAGCGCCACGUGGUCCCAGUUUUCGUAAGAAUCGUUUUAUAGGAAUCGGCGAAGCGAACAACUCCUUUUUAUACCCGUACAUUUUAAGGAACCAGCUUAAUCGAGCUAAAUAAACGCGAAGGAAAGAAGAAAAGAGAUGGAACGAAAGAGAGGAAGCGUGUGGGAAAAAGAGGGCAGGUAGCUUUAGCGUGCUAGAUCGCGUGCUUGAUCCUUUCCUUACCCCUGAUAAACGCUGAUUUGAUCGAGCGCCGAUCUCGACAACGAUCGUCACCGUGUUGUUACGUGAACGUGAUUAUCCACGUGAUUUAUCUUCUCUAUAAUUUCGCGUCGAAAAAUUACUACAACGACGUGGCGACGUGGAACCAAACUAUGGUCAUUAAGAAUUUUUGAAUAUCUGACGAUCGACGAUCGACUGGAAAAUCGAAAUUCCCUUGCUUUCGAGGUGAAAGGGUCGAGUGCAAUUGGAGAGAAAAUUCUUAGGGAUGGAUAAUGGUUAAUUUCGAAUUUUUGAAAAUGAAAAAUUGUCGAAACGUCGAUCGACGAUGUAUCAUCCAUCGACGAGUGAACGAUAAAAUGUUUCAAUUAAUCGUGUAUCCUACCUAAUAUUCUAUUUUUUUUUUUUUUUUGUAAAUAUUGUAACGAACACGAGAAAAAGUUGAUGGCGAAAGAUGAUGGAAUGAAAAUGACGAAUCGACCGUGCUCCACCGAUUUUGAUAAUAUAAACGCGCUAUUUAUGACGACAGGAAGGAAGCGAUUUUUCUUUUUUUCUCGUUCUUGUCGCGCGCACGUAUGGAUCGUAUCGAAGGAAGGGAUGGAAGGGAGGAAAUAACGGAGGCGAGAGAAGGAGAAAAAGGGAAGGGAGAGAAAGGAAAUAAAAGGGAAUCCAGGGGCUCCACUGCGUUUCGUUCGAUUUGAUCCGAUUUGAUCGUUCGGCCGACGAACGGAAUUCUGUUUGCAUCUCAUCGAUUACUGCGUUUCUCUUAAGAUACAAUAUCCUUAAAGGGUUAGACCCGUUUAAUCCUCUUUUCUCGCUAUUUUCUACUUUUUCUCUCUCUCUUUCUCUCUUCCUCCCUCUCUUCACCUCCGUUAACCUUUAUAACUUUCGUUCGAUGAAUUGUCGAAUCGACUGUUUAAAAAAGAAUGCGGCAAUACCGAUUAAUUUUGGACAAGAUCUAUCUCGACGCCGAUUGUUUUUUUGAAUAUAUUGACACCGAGUGGAAAAGCGGAGAAAAUGCAAGCAGCAGUUGAAAUAUUAUAGGUAUUAUAUUCAUGUUUUUAUGUAAAUAAAUUUUUGGUAUAUUUCAA
Molecule: messenger RNA, 23766 nt
Organism: Apis cerana (Asiatic honeybee)
Lineage: Eukaryota; Metazoa; Arthropoda; Insecta; Hymenoptera; Apidae
Product: amyloid beta A4 precursor protein-binding family B member 1-interacting protein
Biological process (GO): signal transduction
Source: RefSeq, a predicted model, not a curated record